Molecule: messenger RNA, 4768 nt
Organism: Varanus komodoensis (Komodo dragon)
Lineage: Eukaryota; Metazoa; Chordata; Lepidosauria; Squamata; Varanidae
Gene: CDH5
Product: cadherin 5
Exons: 12
Coding region: 224-2545 (773 amino acids)
Biological process (GO): vasculature development; calcium-dependent cell-cell adhesion; homophilic cell-cell adhesion
Cellular component (GO): plasma membrane; bicellular tight junction; catenin complex
Molecular function (GO): cadherin binding; calcium ion binding
Source: RefSeq, a predicted model, not a curated record
GGCAGACACACAGCUGGGAAACUUUGGAGACUGGGAAGCUGAACACUUCCCUGUACUGGUUAAUGAAGUGAAGUAGCAGUUUUCGUUCUCUUCUGUAUAUUAAUUUUACUUUACCCAGCUGGGCCUUGGAAAGCAUUCGUUGGGUGUGGUUGAUGGAAUCACCUUUCUUUAGGAUAACGUAACGCCCAAGCCAGGGUUUCCUAAGGUCAACAGACCUGCAAAGAUGACAAGAUGCUGCUCCUUCCUUCUAUUCAUCAUGGCACUAGCCCUGGCUUGUGUUCAUGGAGAAGAUUUCUCAAGGUCUACCAGUAGCAGCAACAUUCAUAAGCGCAUGAAGAGAGAAUGGAUCUGGAAUAAUAUGCACAUCGAUGAAAACCUUAAUAAGUCAUUGCCUCAUAUUUUUGGGAAGAUCAAAUCAACCAUAAAGAAUCCCAAUGCUAUGUACGUUAUCAAAGGUGAAGGGGCCGGGACUGUAUUCAGAGUUGAUGACCGUACUGGAGAUGUGUCUGCAACUGAGAGGCUAGACCGAGAAAAGAAAGCUGAAUAUGAGUUGACCGCUCUCAUUCUUGAUCGAACCAACCAAAAUCAUUUGGAGGAGCCAUCCAAAUUUCGUGUUGUGGUCCAAGAUGUUAAUGAUAAUGCCCCAAUAUUUGAACAAAGAGUGUUUAAUGGGUCUGUUGCAGAAAUGUCACCAGUAGGGACUUCAGUCACCACAGUGACAGCCGUCGAUGCUGAUGACCCGACACUGACCGGCCAUGCCGACAUUUUCUACAAAGUUAUUCAGGGAGAAAAGUACUUCAGUAUAGAUAAAUAUGGAAAAAUCUCCACAGCAGUACCUAAUCUGGACAGAGAACAAAAUGCUACAUAUGUCAUUGUGAUUGAAGCGAUGGAUGGCCAAGGCCUUCGCUCAGAAGAUCUCGGCACAGCUAGAGUCUGCAUUAGAUUGAUUGACAUCAACGACAACUUUCCAACAUUUAAACGAAACACCUCCUAUUUUGAGGUCCCUGAAAAUGUCAGAAUAAAUGGUGAAGUUGGUAGACUGGAAGUUGAAGACAUUGAUGAGCCAGAGAACAGAGAUACAAAGUACAGUUUUGUCCGUGGAUCUUAUCAUGAUACUUUUAAAAUAGAACCAAAUCGCUACACAAAUGAAGGAAUCAUUCGACUGAAGAAGCCACUGGACUUUGAAAAGAUCUCCUCCUACCAGUUCAUUGUCGAGGCAACUGAUGCCACUAUUCACCAUGCACAUUCCAAAAAGAAAGGGCCCAAGAGCCUUGCAAAAGUAAACAUCAAAGUCCUUGACAUCGAUGAACCUCCUGUCUUUCACCAAUCUUCAUAUACAUUCAGAGUGCAAGAAGAAAGUGAUAUCAAAAAGACAAUUGGAUGUGUUUCUGCUACUGAUCCUGAUAAAGCAAAACGGGAGAUCAGAUAUAGUAUCCUAAGAUCAACUUAUUUCAAAAUAUCCUCCUCGGGGUGUAUUUUUGCCACAAGGCGUCUGGAUAGAGAAGAAAUCUCCUGGCAUAACAUAACAGUGGCAGCAAAUGAAUUGGACCAGAACAAAAUCCCAAUCUCUAAACUGGAAAGCCAUGUACCAGUUUACAUUAAAGUUGAUGAUAUAAAUGACAAUGCGCCAGAAGUUUCAUUAACUUCCGAUCCUACUGUGUGUGAAAAUGCAGCACCAGGAAAGGUGAUCAUCAGAAUUUCUGCUGUGGAUAAAGAUGAAAUGUUGCCAGGAGUGGAAUUCAAGUAUUCCUUGGUGUCCGAAGACAGCAACUUCACUCUGGUUGACAAUAAUGAUAACACCGCAAAUGUCACCGUCAAGUACGGACAGUUUAAUCGAGAGCUCGUCAAAACCCAUUACUUGUCAAUUGUCAUCUCCGACAAUGGCUUACCCCAGCAGAGCGGCACGAGCACCCUCACCAUCCAUGUCUGCAAGUGUGAUGAAGAAGGCAAUUUCACUUUUUGUGAAGAGAGUGCUAAACAAGUUGGAGUCGCCAUCCCUACGCUGGUAGCCAUUUUUGUUUGCAUUCUGCUCCUCCUCGCGAUUAUCCUGUUAAUGGUCUGGAGGAAGCAUCAGAAAAAAGAUCUGAAUGUUCUCAGGAAAAAUGUAGAAGAAAUCCAUGAGCAGCUAGUGGCCUAUGAUGAAGAAGGUGGUGGUGAAAUGGACACCACCAGCUAUGAUGUGUCUGUCCUCAACUCAGUCCGCCAAAGAGGCAUGACUUCGCCAAGGAUGACCAUGAAGGCCAUGCCCUGUGAUCACUCCCAGCUACAGAAGCGUCCUGGACAUGCACUGUCAGGCACUGGAGAAAUGGGCAUUAUGAUUGAGUUGAAAAAAGAUGAAGCGGACAAUGAUGGGGAUUUGUUGCCAUAUGAUACCCUCCAUAUAUUUGGUUAUGAAGGUGCUGAGUCUAUUGCAGAAUCCCUGAGCUCUUUGGGAUCUGACUCAGACUCAGACAUUGAUUAUGACUUUCUGAAUGACUGGGGUCCUAGGUUUAAAAUGCUAGCGGAGCUGUAUGGAUUAGAACCCAAUGAAGAUCUUGUGUAUUGAGUGCGGUCAACUGCACAUUUUCCCAGUCAUAGCCAUAGACAAUAUGGCGGAGAGACUAUCUGUUCAAAAGGUAGAAUGCACCAGCUCUUCAUACAGUCUUCAAAAACCAGCUGUUCACACAUUUCAGAGCAGGUUUAGAUUGAAACCAAAAUCAGGUUUGUAGAAACCAAAAGCAGUUGUGAUGUUGAGACAAUUAAUUUGAUAAAGGCUUAAAGACUGGCAGCAAAUUUCUUUUGCUGAGUUACAAAGAGAAGUCUUUGUAAGUCCUCUAGUGACGGUUUGUGCAUCCAGUGAAAGGUACACAAUAUUUAGAACUUUGUCCCCUGCCAAAUGUUAAUUCUCUUUUUGGUUACUAUUAUGUUAGUUACCAGAAAGCCUGUGCUUCAGGUCAAAACCCCACCAUUGUGCCAUAAUGAGGCUUUUCAAGGAAUGCCUUAAGUUGUAUGUUUUACUUGAUGGCACCAUUCUCUCUUUUUACAGGCUAAUUUUUUAUACAAUAAAAAACCUAUACUUUUCAAACUCAGUUGAAGAAAUUCAGCUACUACAGGGAACUUUUCAAAGUUAAGAGCCUCAUUAACUGUGAAACUUUUUAAAAUCUUUUCUUCAAGUUGUUGUUUUUUUUCCAAUCCUGGAAAAUUGGGCAUUUCCUCAUGAAGUUUUAGGCACUUCCAAAUGCAAACAGCAGAUUCAUCACAAAUUGGGUACCUCCAGGGUAGCAUAGGCCCAUCCAAGAUACUUGUGAUCAUUUCCUUAAUUUUAUACAUUGUGAAGUAGAUCCUGUGGCUCAAGGCUGGUCCAUGUUACUAAUUUAUCAAGGGAUGCUGUAUUUAAGGAAUCAUGGAAACUGUAGUCCUAUGCGGAGAGUGAAAGAGAAAUCAAGAGCCCGUGUUAGGGACUGGCAUUGUUCAGCACCAGCUGAGCCCAUGUUCCACCCCAAGCCCCACUAUCAAACCACAUCGGCUCUUGAUCCUGUUACUCCUCGUCCUUGUCACUACCUGCUCACCUGCUCCCUUAAAGAAAAUGAGUAGUGACAAAAGCAAGGUGAAGGAUCCUCCAUGCACCUCCCUCCCUUCCUUCUGGAUAGUGUGUGAACUGGACCAGAAGGGCAAGCAGAGGAGGAUCGGGAGGAAGAGGGGAAAGGAGAACUACCUGGGGAAAACCCUCACUGAAUCAGAAUUCCCUCAGUGUUGGUGGGGAGGACAUGAUGGUCAAAUGAUCAUAUUAGCAGCUCCACAAGUACCAUAACUACAGUAUGCCCUGAGUCAGUAUUAAGUUAAAGUUAACUUAUGCAGCAGCUCUCCUACAAUAUCUGUAAAACUGGAGAAAUAUGUGGGUACUACAAGAUUUUGUGCGGUUCAAGAUACAAUGCUGUGAAAGCCAGCAAAUGUCACCAGUAUUUUGCAAAGUGAUAACAAAAGAUACAUUUUGAUGGAACUCUCCUUUCAACCCUAGUUAUAAGACCAAGUUUCAUGGACCAAGCUUAUCAGUCUGGGAAGGAUGGGCCUAGGUUUAAUUUGGAUCCACUUCUGCCCCUAUUGAUGAUGAAAGCCGUGGCCUUCCAUGCCACCCUGUUUUCCAGAAUCUGUCCUGCAACAUUAGGAAAUAGUUUACUGGAUUUUGUGCUGUUUAUUUAACUUUAGAUUUUUGUAUUAUAGUGGCUAAUGCAGACCAGAGAGUCUUCUUAGAAAUACAGCAAGUAGAGCCAAAUUGGCUUGGAUUUCUUAAAUGCUAACAUCCUAGAGCUUAUAGGCCAUGAACACUAACUUUCAAAAUUCUUCUUAGCCAAGGGCUUCACAAGGCACCACUUUAGUAACUCCAAGUUAUACAAUAUUAUAUAGAUUACGUAUCAAUAUAAAGGAUGGACAAAUCUGUCAAUUUUGGAUUUUCCCAGUUUCUCAUUCUUCCAAUCUUGAAUUCAGUUUAGCCCAAACUUGGCGGAGAGGGGUUUGCAGUUUGUAUACAAGUUUGUUUGAUAUGCACAUUUUUACAAGUGAUAUUCUUAAUGCAUGUUAAUUUUAUUUCCAUGAAUAACUUUAAAACAGUUCUACUUUUCCAUAGUAAAGAUUGCUCAAUGCAUUUUUAUAGGAGAACUAUAUUGCAAAAUUCAGAGACAGGAAGAUUUCUAAAGGGAACUGAGACUUGGUAACAUAUUACUUUGAACAUGUGAAAUGAAGCAAAUUUGCAUUAAAAUGCAAAGUAAAUAAAUUUCCUAUUUAACCCUAA